GCAUGAGAUACGUGCUGGCUGUGUGCGGCCUGAUCAUAAUAUUCGCACUCGCCACAGCUGCCGUGCUGUUCCUGUUGGCCUACCAGGUUGACAGCUCCGAGGUGAACGACGCAGUCGGCAGCAACCGAUCCGGCGGUGGUGACGCCCCACCUCGCAUGGCAGUCCCCGCCGUCGAAGAGAUAAGUACCUCUCCCCUCCCAACAGCGCUACACACUCAACCUAGGCGACGAACGACACCUUCGACCUCCAGCACCGUGGCGACACCGAUGGCGACGGUGACUGCGACGGUGACGACGAGCAGCACGGUGCCUACUAUGCCCUCGACCCAAUCGACGACGACACCCCCGCCGCUCAUGUGCUCGGUGGGCUCGACUGCGGCUGCCAUGAAACCGCUGUUUCCGCCCGACAAUGCGUGCGACAUCCUGGUCUUCACUCACGUGCGGGUCUUCAACAGGACGGUGCGUGCGGUACUCAGCCAGAUGAGCUUCGAGGCGUUCAGGAACGUCUGCGCCGUCUAUCGGCAGACAACGUGCGGCCUCUCCUUCACCUCGACGAUGCUGGUGGACAACAUGUUCAGCAACACGCAGAUAAGGAGCCAGCUGACGCAACUUCGGAACGGGUCGCGAAUCCACCACUACGGCAUCCUGGACAUUUACGGCACUAGAGACAGUGUUGAGAAUGUGUCCACCACGAUAGCGCCAGCAGCACUUAGCCGGAUGCGACAACUCCUGGGCAAUGACACCAGCCGCCACAAGGUCUUUGUCGGCAUCGGGUACUACUACUACAACGACACCGAUGCGUGGGAUAAACUUGCAUACGCCGCCGAGAACGUCGCGUCGAAAGACGUCGACAUUCUGGUCAUAAUCACCACGAUCAUCACCAUUCCUUCGAUUUCUGAAUGCAUCACGCUGCCCCUGAACGCCCACAAGAGCCCAAAUCCGUACGCUCCAACUCUGGAGCAUGCGUUCCGGAUGGCCAGGGACGGCUUUGGGAGGCGCAGUCUCACCGUCGCCUUCUCUUUCCAAAUGGGUGUGAUCAUGUACACACUGAAUAAGCAGUACAGCAUCCCCAUCAGCGCCCUCUACGAGCCGUGCAGCUACUUCGGAAUCACGGACUACUCGCAGGCAAGUGGCAUUCUUGCUGCGCAACCACGCCUUGAGGAACCAAUGUGA
This is a messenger RNA of Dermacentor andersoni, 1172 nucleotides long. RefSeq lists its product as uncharacterized. The record is from RefSeq and is a predicted model, not a curated record. Lineage: Eukaryota; Metazoa; Arthropoda; Arachnida; Ixodida; Ixodidae.